AUGUUAACUGAAGAGUGCACUGCCAUUUUACAAAAUAAGUUGCCACCAAAGCUUAAAGAUCCAGGGAGUUUUACUAUUCCUUGCACCAUUGGAAACUCCUAUUUUGGAAAAGCUUUAUGUGAUUUAGGUGCUAGCAUAAAUCUGAUGCCUUUUUCUAUUUCAGAUUUUAUCGUUUUAGAUAAGGAGGAAGAUCGAGAAAUCCCACUUCUUCUUGGUCGACCGUUCUUAGCCACAGGAAGAACUCUAAUAGAUGUGCAACAAGGGAAACUAAUACUACGGGUGCAAGAUGAACAAGUUACAUUUGAGGUGUUUGAAGCAAUGAAAUAUCCGUCAACAACUGAUACAUGCUUCAACAUAGACGUGAUUGAUGAACUUGUGGUAGAAAAUUUUGAAGAGAGUCAUCUUGCCGAACCACUUGAGGCAUGUCUUGUUCAAUCCGGCACUACCGAUUCCGACAAUUCCAAAAUAAGCAAUUGUGCACACUACUUGGAAGCAUCUCCGCCUUACUUGCCAAAAGGGAAGUUGGAAUACUUAACAUUGGGCGAAAGCACUACGCCACAAAAGCCAUCCAUUAUUGAGACCCCUUCUUUAGAACUGAAACCUCUUCCUUCUCAUCUUAAAUAUGCUUAUUUACAUGAUUCUUCUUUACCCGUAAUAAUUUCUUCAUCUUUGACAGGCCUUGAAGAAGAAAAGUUGGGGUACGAUAGAGCCUGGAGAAAAGAGUUUUUUUCACCAUUGGAGAAGAAUUAG
This is a messenger RNA of Rhododendron vialii, 750 nucleotides long. RefSeq lists its product as uncharacterized. NCBI's taxonomy places the organism in Eukaryota, Viridiplantae, Streptophyta, Magnoliopsida, Ericales, Ericaceae. The coding region runs from base 1 to 750 and encodes 249 amino acids. The record is from RefSeq and is a predicted model, not a curated record. The transcript has 2 exons.